Molecule: messenger RNA, 906 nt
Organism: Danio aesculapii
Lineage: Eukaryota; Metazoa; Chordata; Actinopteri; Cypriniformes; Danionidae
Product: deleted in malignant brain tumors 1 protein
Cellular component (GO): membrane
Source: RefSeq, a predicted model, not a curated record
AUGGGCUGUGGAGAUGCUGUACAGGCAAAGACUCCUGUCAGGCUCAUUAAUGGAGAUAACUCAUGUUCUGGACGAGUGGAGGUUUUCUAUAGUGGUCAGUGGGGAACAGUGUGUGGUGAUGGCUGGGAUCUGACAGACGCUGCAGUGCUGUGUAAAGAUCUGGGAUGUGGAGAUGUGAUUGAGGAAAAUGAUAAUUAUUUUGGCCAAGGAUCAGGGCCGGUGUGGCUAAGUGAUCUGCAGUGCUCUAGUACUGAUACAAGGCUGCGAGACUGUAAAUCAAGCGGAUGGAGCAGUAAUAGCUGCGGACAUGAGAAAGAUGCAGGAGUCAUCUGUCAGGAUAACGUUAGGCUGGUCAACGGCUUCAAUCCCUGUUCUGGACGAGUGGAGGUUCUUCUUAAUGGUCAGUGGGGAACAGUGUGUGAUGAUGGCUGGGACGUGGCGGAUGCUAAAGUGGUGUGUAAACGGCUGGGCUGCCCCUCCGUUCUGGAAAUAAAAAAAGCAGCUUAUUUUGGACAGGGCUCAGGGACAGUGUGGAUGAAUAAUGUGAGCUGUUUUGGGAACGAGUCUGCAUUGACGAGCUGUUCAUACACACGCAGUCCAACCAGCUGUGGUCAUGCGAAAGAUGCUGGAGUCAUCUGCGGAUAUUUUAAUAUCUUUUUGAGGAUUGAAGUAAAGGCUGCGGCUGGACUCACCCCAAACACUGCUGCAAUCAUGAAUAAACUUCCCGCUGAGUUUUGGGAAUUUCCUGUUCAUUUGUCAGGCUCGUUGACGACAGCAGCUCUUGUUCAGGAAGAGUGCAGGUUCUCCAUUCUGGCGAAUGGGGAGCAGUAUGUUAUGAUGGCUGGGAUUUGCUUGACGGAAAUGUUGUGUGUGGGCAAUUGGGUUGUGGGGAGGUGCAAGAGUUGA